Molecule: messenger RNA, 573 nt
Organism: Penicillium taxi
Lineage: Eukaryota; Fungi; Ascomycota; Eurotiomycetes; Eurotiales; Aspergillaceae
Exons: 2
Coding region: 1-573 (190 amino acids)
Source: RefSeq, a predicted model, not a curated record
AUGCCUCAAAUUACAAAUCCUGUUCAACUGGCCAUCCGGGCCGUGGAAUCUGCACAAGAUGAGCUUGUAACUGCGAAGAAGGAACUUGAAUCCUACCGUGAUAACUCAGCGGACAUGGAAGCUGAGCUUUGGGCUGCGAAGGCGGAGCUUGUAUCCUGUGUUGAGGCCCGCGAAGCUGAGGCUGCUGAAUAUCGCACCGCUCUAGAAGCCGCAAAGCACGAUACCGAAACCGCGAAAAGUGAGGCCAAAGCUGCAAAGGUCGAUGCGCAGGAGGCCAGAUCCCAACGUGACGAGCUUAAAGAAAUCCUGAGUGGUGGAGCAAACGGACCAAUUCACAUUUUCGACUUGAUUUGGGGCGAUAAACACUAUGGGAAUGAGGCGGCUGUGCAUGAUCAGGUCGUUGAUCUCAUUAGAACUGGCAGUUACUUUUGGGUGACAAACGACUUGUUUAGACAUGACCCUCUCCCUGGUGUUAACAAGGUUAUGACGGUUGUCUAUCGGUUGACGAGUGCAGGGCAAGAUGGGAGGAUUCGAACUUUUGUGGGACUUGAGCAAGGGCAAUAUAAAUUUUAA